Chenopodium quinoa (quinoa) is the source of this 1264-nucleotide messenger RNA. Its product is annotated as vacuolar protein-sorting-associated protein 37 homolog 1-like. Gene Ontology annotation, biological process: protein targeting to vacuole; protein targeting to membrane; ubiquitin-dependent protein catabolic process via the multivesicular body sorting pathway. Lineage: Eukaryota; Viridiplantae; Streptophyta; Magnoliopsida; Caryophyllales; Amaranthaceae. The record is from RefSeq and is a predicted model, not a curated record. The coding region runs from base 217 to 894 and encodes 225 amino acids. Gene Ontology annotation, cellular component: ESCRT I complex. The transcript is spliced from 7 exons.
AGCUACCUCCAUUUUAAUCGGAGUUAAAACCUUUCCAAAAUUACUCCGUUUGGAGAAAGAAGAGAAAGUAGACGAUUUCUAUCGUCUUCACUUUUCCUCUCUCUUUCAUCACUCAUCAUUCUAACUUCUUGUAUCAUUCCAAUUUCUUUCCUUUUUGGUAUUUUUAGCUAUUUAUUUCUUCCAAACCUCGAUUGCAAUUCGUUGCUUCAAUUCUCGAUGUUCACCAAAUUCUGGGGAUCUCAGGACCAAGAAUCACAAUCUUGUCCGCAAGAUGCUCCUUCACAAUCAUGGUACCCUCCCUUUGUAGCCAAUUCCUCAAGUUAUUCUCGGCCAUCAACUCCUAACAGCUAUAAUGUACAGAGACCUUUUGAACGACCACAGUCUCCUUCGCAUGUCUCACCUGCUGAAGCUGCUAGAAUAAUUUCAUCAUUGAAGGAUAAGAGUGCUGAUGAGCUUCGGAAACUUCUGACUGACAAAGAGGCCUACAACCAAUUUUUACUUGAUCUUGAUCAAGUCAAGGCUCAAAAUAAUGUUAGGGAUGAAUUAAAGAAGGAAAUGCUCCAUCUUGCCAGAUCAAAUUUGGACAAAGAGCCACAAAUUGUGGAGCUGAGAAAUCAAUGUAGAAUCAUUCGGACAACUGAGCUAGCUUCAGCCCUGGAGAAACUAAAUGACUUGGAGAAGAAAAAGGAAGAUCUCUUGAAGUGCUACUCUUCAGCAUCUCUUCUGCACAGACUGCAAGAGGAAACAAACAAGACAGAUGAAGAUUCUGAUAACCUUCACAGCCAAUUCCUAGAAAGGGAGAUUGAGCUUGCAGCAUUUUUUCAGAAACACAAAAAACUGCGAUCUUUGUACCAUCGGCGAACAAUGACACAUCUUGCCGCCAAGACAUCAUGAGUCCAUGAGAUUACAUAGGAGGUGGAAUUUGGGUAUAAUUUGAAUGUGCAGAUUUUAUUUGUAAUUGUAUCCUAACAAUUUAUACAUACGUAGUAUUUGACAUAUAUCACCGAUUAGUCUAAUGGUAAGGGUUUGACGUCAUGGUUAUGAAGUCUUAGGUUUAAAUACCCUAUAGGCAUUAAGGGGUGGAAAUCCUUAUCAUUCCCAAUCACUUUCAUUGAGUUUAAAUUAUUUAAACAUACAUUCAUGUUAUUUACUUUCUACAUACAUUCGGAUUGGGUUUGGAAUUUGGAUAGUGAGUAUCAGAUUAAUUGUAAUAAUUUUAUAGUCAUGUAUGCAAAUGCAUAACUUCAACAAUUAUUUAUAAUUA